Serpula lacrymans var. lacrymans S7.9 is the source of this 1404-nucleotide messenger RNA. RefSeq lists its product as uncharacterized. Lineage: Eukaryota; Fungi; Basidiomycota; Agaricomycetes; Boletales; Serpulaceae. Bases 1 to 1404 code for a protein of 467 amino acids. The record is from RefSeq and is a predicted model, not a curated record. Gene Ontology annotation, molecular function: N,N-dimethylaniline monooxygenase activity; NADP binding; flavin adenine dinucleotide binding. The transcript has 12 exons.
AUGGAUAAAGGACUCGAAAACCCCCGAAUCGUUGUGGUUGGUGCAGGCAUCGCAGGGAUUUCCGUGGCUGUUGCCUUGCGAAAUGAGCUCAAGUUUGACAACUUCACGAUUUACGAAAAGGCUUCAUCUAUCGGCGGUACAUGGAGGGGCUGCGGUUCAGACGUUCCCGGACAUUGGUACUCCCUUUCUACGGAACUCAAUCCCCACUGGGACAGCUAUUACAUAUCUCAACCAGAAAUACGUGCAUAUUGGGAACGCAUCUUCCAAAAGCAUGGCCUCCUUGCGCAUACCGUCUUUAAUACACAUGUCAAAGUGGUGAAGUGGGAUGCAGAAUCACGAGUGCAUAACCUUACUUUAGUGGACCCAACAACUGGCGAAGAAACGACCACAAGCGCUGAGAUUGUCAUCCAGGCCGUGGGUGGCUUUACCGCCCCCCUUUUCCCACCGGAUUUGCCUGGCGUCGAGAAAUUCAGAGGGCCACUCUGGCACUCUUUGAAGUGGAGACAUGAUGUCGACUUGGCAGGAAAACGAGUGGGCGUGAUUGGAAACGGCUGCUCUGCAGCACAGUUUAUACCUCAAAUCUCGGAAGAUCCGUCUGUUGAGGUAAUCAAUUUCUGUCGAACGGCGCAGUGGAUGACACCGAGGCAACAAUAUCGUUACCCCGCAAUUAUCAAAUGGGUUUUUGCGCAUAUCCCCUUUUUGAUGCGGGCAUAUAGAAACACCAUCAUGGCAAAGUUAAUGACAAAAUAUAUGAAAGAUACAGCCCCUGCCAAAUACCACGAUAGGUUGAUACCAAGCUACUCGCCCGGAUGUAAGAGGAUCAUCGUGGACCCUAGCUACCUCUCUGCCCUUCAUCGACCCAAUGUAGACUUGAACUGGGAGAGCAUCCAAGAAAUCGCUGAAGAUGGAGUCAUUCUGAAGAAUGGGCAAGCGAUACCCUUGGAUGUCAUUAUAUUCGGAACCGGCUUCCUAAUAGUGCCCACAGACAUUUCAGUUCAAGGGCCAAACGGGCAUACACUCCACGAUUAUUUUGACUCCCAUGGCGGCCCGACAGCAUAUCUAGGCACAGUCUACCCUGGGCUCCCGAAUUACUUUACAGUCGUUGGGCCUAACACGGCUUCGGGCCAUGCUUCGCUCCUAUUUGCUGAUGAGGUUCAGAUAAAGUACAUCUUGCAAUUGAUCAAGCCGAUUAUCAAAGGCAAAAUGAAGACUCUGGAGGUCAAAGCAGAAGCCACAGACGAGUACAAUAACUGGAUUCAGAAGCGCAUGCAGAACACUGUCUUCACAGAGUGUUUUUCUUAUUAUCGAGGAGAUGGCCGAGAUGGGCCCAAGAACAUCGCGACUUUCCCUGGAACCAUGCGAGUACCAGUGCAGAUGAAAUUAGUAGGGCUGCUGAGGAGAUAG